Arachis ipaensis is the source of this 4779-nucleotide messenger RNA. The record is from RefSeq and is a predicted model, not a curated record. Lineage: Eukaryota; Viridiplantae; Streptophyta; Magnoliopsida; Fabales; Fabaceae.
AUAAGUUUUUUUUUUUAUUGUCUUCUUUGGGCUGAAGCCCAGAACAAGGAAACCAGAGAAUCAGAGAACCAGGGAUGAGUCCUUUUCUAAUUCUUCUCUUUCUGGAAAGGAGUCGCCGGAGACGACCUUCCUUCCAAUUUUGGAUCGCCGCCGCUACUUCCAUGGAUCUAGUGGGUGAUGUCUUCUUCUCCCCAGAAACCUCCCUGAUUUCCUUCCUUAAACUUCAAACCGGAGCUCCCCAAGUUCUUUGCUUUGUGACUUCGGAUGUGGUGCAUAAAAAAAAGCUCACUCGUCCAUUUCAGCGAGGGUUGGAGUUUCAAUCCCGGCAUGUAUAUGUUAGCAACUUGUUGGCCAACUCCAGACAUUCAAAUGGAGCUGUGGCAAACUUUUUAUUGGUGUCACACGAGGGAACUAGCAGAUACUAAGUUCCAACAUGAGCAAAGCAGGUGAUAUUCCCAAAACAGAAUCUGAAGAGGCCUCGGCUUCUCAGAUUAGAACUUUGACGAGCUUGCAAUCAACAAUUUCCUCACUUGAAUUGAUAAAUAGUUUGAGGAGGAAGAGGGAUUUGAUGAGCCUCUUGUGUAGUUACCCACUGGACAUGAGAGUGAUCUUUGAUGAUUUCAUACCAAAGGCAUAUUGUGAGAGGAAGCUGCUGCUUAAGCUAGAAGGACUUCUUCCAAAAGCGAUAAUAAGGGAUGCUGAAAAUGGUGACAGGUCCGGCUCCAACUUCAUCUUUGGUGAUGCCAACUCGGACUUAAUUCCAGAAGCUAUUCUCGAUAUGGCUGCUGAUCUUGCUGUCCACCAACUCAUGCAAACAUUGAUUUCCAUUUGUAAAAGCAAAAGUCCAAAGCAUGCAAAAUGCAUCAGGUUAUCAACAAGAAAUGAUGUUGAAAAGAGAACAGUCAUGGAAAAAGUAACUGCAGCCUUGAAUGACAAGCACCAUUCACUUGACAUUCUUAAUUCAUUUCAUGGACAUCUGACUAUUGAUGCCACCGGAUAUCCAACUUCAGAAGCAGAGAAGGAACUUAAGCAACAUAUCUGUCAACUACUUCAGCUUUCAGCUAUUAAAUACGAUGACAUCUUGUGCACCCUACAGAUUGAAGACGAGAUGUCAAGAAGCAGGUAUCUAGUAAUUCUUGUAGAUAGGGAUGGUGAGGAAAUUGUUGAUCCACAAAAAGUGGGACUUUAUGGUACUCUACUGACAGGAGUUUUGGUAUUCAUUACCACUGACUCACCAUCAUCUCAACAGGCUAAAGAAGGAGGAUUGAAGGAUGGGUUAGUGAACUUGGAAAUACGGACAAAAGAACAUUUGCUGCCAUGGGUGGUCUUCUGUGACACUGCGGGGAAGGAGUUUGUAUAUUCAUCAGGUGCUAUCCUGACAACUGCAGUGCGCAUAGUUGAGGAGUGUCGUAGCCACCUUCAUGCAAUUCUCCUUGUGGCAAAGUGGUUGAAGAAUCAUCAAGAUGUCAGAAUGUGGGAACUUGCUCUCCACAAAUUACAAUUUACUAAUCCUUCACACGAUGUCAUCAAUUUUCAUGGUUUGAACAGCAUCAUGAUAAACACAUUCCUAAACUUAAUAUGGGAUGGCAUGAAUAAGACACAACAGAAUUGCCUACUGAGCUGUUCAGUCAUUCCCAAAAUUAGAGAUGGCAUGGUUGAUCAUGAAUUGAAGAAUCACUGGAUGUCUUCUCUUUUUGUGGAUGCGGGAGAAACAGAAAAGAACCUAAGACAGCUUGUGGAAAAUUCCAUCUUUCUUCAAUUCGACGGUGUUGGAGGCAGGUAUAUUUGGUUACCAGAAGAAACCUAUCAAAUGUUAGAAUGGAUAUACACCUUAGACCCAUUGUUCAUAGAGAAAUCGAACCUAGGAUUGACUGAACCACCCAACACUGACAAAUGGCAUAAUGCUGUACGAAUUGAAUUAGCAGGCAAUAAAAUCUCUGAGCUACCAGAGUCCCCAGAUUGUCUGCAACUCAAAGUUUUGAUGCUGCAACGCAAUGCUGAUUUGACAAAAAUACCAUCUUCAUUUUUUUAUCACAUGCCUCUGCUUUGCAUCCUGAACUUAUCCUACACUAGUGUAAGAGAACUGCCAUGUUCCUUGUUCUUUCUGAAGCACCUUAGAGAACUAUAUCUGAAAGGUUGUGAAUGCUUCAUGAAAUUGCCACCUGAAAUCGGAAAUUUGGAGAAGCUUGAGAAGCUUGAUCUUGAUGAGACUCAGAUCACACAUCUGCCAAAAGAGGUCCAGAAGUUAACAAAUAUUCAAAGCUUGACCCUCUGCUUUUAUGAAUAUCAUGUUAAGAAGAACGUGCCAUAUUCCUGCUCAACGAUUAUUCCGUCUGGCGUGCUACCUAAACUCGAGAGGUUGGAACAUUUGUGUAUUGGUGUAAACCCUGAUGAUGCGCGGUGGAAUAAAAAUGUGCAAGUCAUUCUACCAGAAAUAUUGGGAUUAGAGUGUUUACAAACUCUCAGCAUUUAUAUCCCACAACUGGAACUUUUGAAGCUCAUACCGGCCCGCAUUUUUGAACUUGAUUUCAGGUUCAUUGUUGGUCAUCAUAUGCAGCGGAUUAUAUCAAGCAUGCCACCUGCCACUGAUGUGGAAUUUAAACAAAGUAACCGCAGCUUAAAAUUUGUAAAAGGUGAGGGUGUCACAGAUGAAAUCAAAAUGCUACUUAGACACAGCAAAGCUCUUUUCUUGGAUCGGCAUUUCACCUUAAAGAGUCUAACUGAAUUCGAAAUGAAAAAUUUAGAGCAACUACGUGUGUGCAUAUUGACAGAAUGCAAAGAAAUGCAAACAAUUGGUGGAGGAGGUGACUUAGACGAUAAUAUUGAUAUGCUUCCGCAUCUGCUAUUCUUAAGUAUAUUCCAGAUGAAGAAUCUAAGAAGCAUCUGGGAAGGCUCAACUCCUCCACCCUGCUUAUUUGGUAUGUUGCAGUCUUUGUCAUUGCAAAGUUGUCCCAAGUUAACGACUCUCUUCUCUGUGGAUUUUGUGGGAAAUCUUUCUUUGUUGAAGGAGCUCAUGGUGAAAGACUGUCCCAAAUUAAGUACCCUAAUAAGCUAUAAGCCUUUUUCUUAUACAUGUAACCCCAGUGCCGAUACUUUCCUCCCUAAAUUGAGCAAGUUAUGGCUUCUCCAUCUUCCUGAAUUGACCAGCAUUUCGAGUGGGUUGGGCAUUGGACCUGGUUUAAAAGAAGUAGGAUUUUAUGGUUGCCCAAAGAUGCGUAAUCUUUCAAGGAAGGAAUUGGUAAGCAGAGCACUAACUGUAAUCAAGGGACACACAAACUGGUGGAAGGCGCUAGAAGGUCGACCGUCUACAUUUGAUCAGGUUUUUUCCCCAAUCCAUGAAGAGGCGGACUUGAUGACUCAAUUAGGUACGCCAUUACAGCACACGGGGUUUGCAACUCCAGCAUCAAAUUCACCAGCUUCAAGUGGCAAGGGCCUCAAAAACAAGAAGGGUUCCAGGUUCUCCAACCUUAGAAUAUCAAUACCUCAACUCCGAUCUGCCGUUCUUUCAAAUAAAUUCUCCAGAGAGAUUCGAUACAGAGGGAUUUUGGAGAGGCCCUGGGGCCGUUACACGUCCCAGGUUUGCGAACCUGGCAAGAACAGCAUCUGGCUCGGCACCUUUGACCCUGCUGAAGAGGCCGCAGGUGCCGACGACGCAACCGCACGUGAGUUCCCCGGCCAUAAGGCCAAAACCAAUUUGCCCAGCCAGAGUAGUAUCCUCUACUCCAACACCUUCGAUGCCGCCGAGGAGUCUGCAAAUUCUGCAAAGGUUACACAUCCCUAUGACAAGGCGACACGUGAGUUCAUGAAUCCUCAGCGGUAUGCUUUUUAAGUGAACUGAGCCAUGGCAAAAGAUAAGGUGCUGGAGAUGAUUGUCUCCUGAAUCAUUAGGAAAUGAAUCAUGACGAAUGUUGUAAUCAUAUAUCUCUUAAGAAUCAAGGGAUAACUACAUUACUGAAGCUUAGAGAUUAAGCAGUAUCAUUCAUAAACCUAACUACUAGCUGGCAUAUCAGAUCCAUACAUGAAAGUAAUAGAUUUUCCAUGCGUCAUGAACAUUAAAUCUUUGGAAUUUUCACUGGUGGCUGAAUCAUGAAUUCUAAGCAUAUCAAUUUUGGUACAUCAAUUCUGAUCCAAUUUCUGUAUCAGCAAUAUAUAAGUGAAAAUAAUAAAAUGAGGCUAAAGGAAAAGUAUCUUAUAUUCUUAUUGCAAGAUUUAACUUGAGUACAUUUCAAUAAGAGGGGUGUUACUGCUACUGUUAUGUUUUAAGAAGGAUGAACCUUGCCAGAAGAGAGUCCCUUCCAAGCAGAUUUCAUGGAAGCGGUGGCUGAAUUGAGUGCAGCCUCAAUAUACUUCUUGGAAGCAAUGGAGGCAGCCUUCUCCAUCAAAUUUCCCAUUUUUCUUGCACUCUCAGCAGUGUUAACUAGGCUCUCCAUUUCAGCCUUUUACAUGCUCUCAAGCUCCUCUUCGAAGCGCCGGAACUCGUCCAUGGCACUUUCCAUGACAGAAUCAAGGUAGUCCUCAGCUUCCUUCAUGGAAACCUCAACCUCUUCAACCUCUUUCUGUUGCUCAAGUUCUGCAGCUGCCCAUGCCUUGUAUGACUCGAUCUCAAACGGCUACAUGAGAUCCUCAACUGUGGAUGGAUCAAAGCUCUUGUCUUGCAGAGCAUGGUCUGAGAGCAAGGUGAAUUGUGACAGAAGGGCUUCCAUGUUUUCUCUCUUUUCUCUUGGUGAGUAUGAAAUUGUUGAAUUUAAGAAGCAGAUCUUGUUUCUGUAUUUAGUGCAA